UCCUCCGUCAAGUUGUUUGACAGCUAUACUUCCUCAUUAUAGUUUGACUAGAAAUCGGCAGUGUAUCGGUCGGUGGAACAGUCAUGAAGGACGGUAUGAGAACAGCAGAACAUGUGGAGGUUUCCCGUCAGGAGGUUUAUGAGGAUUAUGUGAACUAUUACCUUCAGCAGUGUACAGAUGAUCGGCUAUGCCGCGAUGAAGACCUGCUGAAGAAGGUGGCUCGGUAUCUGCUGAGGGAACCAGAACCCAGAGGAACUUUCACAGUGUUCCCAUUUGACCAGGCUCUAAUUGAGUAUUGUGGUGCCCUGAGCCCAGACUGCAGGAAACUGUCGGCUUUCAUCAAAGCCGUGGAAAUAUUGGAAACGAUCUGCGUCAAUCUAUUCCUUCAACCCUGGAAGAAGGAAAUCAAGACACUUAAGACUUUUACAGGUCCAUUUGUGUACUGUUUGCUGCCUGUUUUCAAUCGUUCUACCAUCCAGUCAGUCCUGGCCUCUAUUGGCUACCUGCCCCAUACUGAAACUCCCCAAAGUGAGUACAGACUCAGUGAGGAUGCUAACCCGGACAGAGCCAUGCUGGUGGGCUUUGAGCUACUUGUGGCCAGGGUGGAAUGUUACCACCUCCAGGAGCUCCUUGACAAGGAGCAGCUGGCACCACAGGAGUGGCUAAAGGUUCUCCAGAGGAGAGGACGACCUAUGAAACUGGAAGAGCCCACAGAAAAGAAGACAUCAAUAGGGCAAAAGGAAGAAGAGGAGAAGAAGAAAGAAGAGGCAGAGGGUAAAAAGGAACCCCCAUAUUUGGACAGCAGGUUUACGGUGAACCCCCAGCCCAAGCCUCAACACUGCCCCCUCACUGAAGACCAGUCCAUUAUGGAGAUGCAGAACACCUACCCUGACCUGGCCUUCAGGGGCCGCCCUCUGCUGCCGAGCAAACCUCACCGAGCACACGCCUGCAGGAGCAGCUGUAAAGCAAUUCAAACUGCCAGCACUAACAAUUACAGCAAUGACAUUAAAGCUGCUGAGCUCCCCACGAGAGAUUGUAAUGUUGCUGUUACUACGAGUAUCCGUAGUAAAACUGAUGCCGGCAAAGCUGCUGAAGUGUUUGGUGAUGAUAGCAGAAGCCCUGGCUUUGCUGACACUGACAGAAGUAGAGUUGAUGAUAAGCUCAGUCAUGCUCUGCCCGCCUCCCUGCACAUCACACUGAAAGCUGGAUCCACAGCAGGACAGAGGCUGAAGCCUGGAGAGCCUCAGCCCACAGCAGAGCCUCUUACCUGGGCACAACCACAGACUGCAGCAGACAAACAAAAUAAAAGGCCGGACAGCCCGGGGCUUUCCUCGCUGACCGAGGACCAGCAACUCAGAGAGCUGGCAGAGAGCAUGGGCCAUCUCCAUGUGCAUGAGACCAAAGAGGAAUGGAGGGGGAAAGGAGAACACAAAAGAGGACAGGAGAACACAAAUAAAGAGAGGAGGAGGAAGGAAAGAAAGACAAGCACAGAAAGAGAGGCAGAGGAGCAGAACCUCAGGAGACCAGUGAUGGAGACGGGUCCAGUACUGAGCCACGCUAGGUGCAGCAGACCCUCUCAGUGUGACCCCGCUGUGAUGAGAGAGCAGAAGCAGCCCACCGUGUCCCCCCUCCCUGCUGAGGGCAGACUGUCAGAGGUGUAAAGGAGGCGGCGCUGGGCAGCAGGAAGGAGAACAUACUGAAGCGGGCUGAGGAGGGGAGGAGCAGCCGGCACACAGCUAUGUUAUAGUUGAGCAUCACAGGAAACAAAAUGGAGGUUCAUUUACAUGUAUGGAAAUGAUGAGUAACAAAACUACUGAGCGAACCCAUACGAGCACAACCAAUACAAGCAAGGUGAAUCAUCAUUUUAAUCAAUAUUUAGCAGUAAGCAAGUAGAGAUUUUGUUUUAAAACAAAUUGCUUCGGCUGCUGCUGCUUGGCUGGAGGAUGUAACGUUUGUUUUUUUUUCUAAAUCAAGAAAAGAUUAAAUAAAUACUGAAAAGGAUUGCAAAAAGGAAAAAGGACUUGGAAUGGGAUCCUUUCUUGUCUUACGUAGUUAGGGUCCUGUGGAUCAAGACAUUUGAUUGUAGUUGUGGAUUUUCUUUAUGCUUGUUACAUUGUAAAUAAGUGUUUGUAUUUGUGAAAUGUAAUAUUGUGGACACGUCACACGUCACCUAUUUUUUUUUCUAUUUUAUUUUUUUAUUUUAUUUCUAAAACUAAACUGUUCAUUCAGCCAGUUUUGGUAACACUUUCUGGGAAGACACACCUCAACAAUCAACUGUAGUAAGGACUCAUAGUGUGUUAUAAUAGUCCAUGCAGUAUCAAGGUGUCAUUGUAAGUAAAGUGAAGUACAUACUGAUGCAACUAUACCAAUGCAUGCUUCAUCGUAACUUUUCUUUGUUGGUGGUCAGUAAAGUGUAAUGUGUAUUAAUUUGAAAUAAUCUACACUGCAUCAUAAGAGAGUGCUAUGAUACUGCAUUGACUGUUACGGCAUACUGCGAGCAUACCGCAGUUAACUGUUGUGUGUGUAUAUGUCUAUAUGGGCACUCAUAAGGUAUUAGGAGUCACAUCUGUAAUGUUUUUUGAGUGUUGAUUUAGUGCAUCAGAAAUCAUUGUAUGUGUUUAUGAAUGUAGUCAUAAAGCAUUAUGAAUACAUUAUAAUGCACCAUGAAUGCCCCACAUCUAUGGACAUUAUGCACUAUAGAUGUGGUCUUCAUAGAAAAUGUUACCUCACAUGGUAAACAAUUGUUGUGCCUGCCCAACACUUUCUUUACAAUGCCUAAACCAUACGGCUUUGGUAUGUUAGGCUUUAUUCAGUCUGCAGGUAGAAGUGGUCCAAAUAUUUUAUUUUAUUUAUUUAUUCUUUUUUUUUUUGCUGAUAUGUGAUUUGGUCUUUCAUGACAGCGUGAACAGCAUGAAACACUUGAGAUCUGAUCUUUUUUCAUUGUUAUAUGGGCCACUUUCAUCAGAAUUCAUGUGGUUUUUCUCCCACGGCUCAUGCUAACAUCACUGUUAUAUCAGUAUUCAUCAGCUGUCGGCAGUGGUAGACAAGGCCGAAUAUGGAGGAUCGCAGCAGCAGCAGCGACUGGGAGACAGGAGCUUGUAAAUUUAAUAGAUAUAUGUGAAGGUGCCCGUUUGCUGAAUAUGAACAAGAAA
Scatophagus argus is the source of this 3152-nucleotide messenger RNA. RefSeq lists its product as uncharacterized. Lineage: Eukaryota; Metazoa; Chordata; Actinopteri; Scatophagidae. Gene Ontology annotation, cellular component: cytoplasm. The coding region runs from base 84 to 1661 and encodes 525 amino acids. The transcript is spliced from 6 exons. The record is from RefSeq and is a predicted model, not a curated record.